Camellia sinensis is the source of this 1266-nucleotide messenger RNA. RefSeq names its product ankyrin repeat protein. Lineage: Eukaryota; Viridiplantae; Streptophyta; Magnoliopsida; Ericales; Theaceae. The record is from RefSeq and is a predicted model, not a curated record.
UGUAAUAUUACAUAUUCAUACAAGACCAUCGAAACCCCUGCCCUGUUCUUUUGCCUCGGACUCUUUCUUUCUUUCUUUCUUUCUUCGUCUCACUCUCUCUCUCUCUCUCUCUUUCUCUCUGUCUCAUCAAGAAAAGCAGUUAGGUUUUACAUCCGGAGGAAUACAGUAACAAUUUGGAUGAGACAUUUGUGAGUGCCUCAACAAACAACAAACGACAACGACAGCAAAUAAAUAACAUGGCUGGAAGAGAAGUUCGAGAAUACACCAAUCUCACUGAUCCUAAAGAUAGGAAACUGGGGAAGGGGAAGGAUAGGAUAGAUGAUGAAGACAUCACUUUCCAACGCAUGGUUGCCAAGAUGCAAGAGGUUGCUGGAGAACGUGGAGGCUACCUUCAUGGACGUGGCGCAUUGGACAGUGAUGAUCUGCUCUAUCUCAAGGAGCAGAUGGAAGCUGAGGAAGAUGCUGAACGCCUUCUACGACGCACUGAGAAACGUGCAUUUGCUGCAUUUAAAAAAGCUGCAAGUUUAGCUGAUUCUUCACCUGCGUCAGUUCCCUUGGCCCUUCGUGUCGAGUCCAAGCCAAAGAGUGGAAUAAGACAGCAAGAUUUGCUGAAAAAGGUGGUGGAAAUCAAACCUAAGCGGCAGAGAGUUUCAAGCCAGUCUGAUGUGAAUCAGGCCACCCCAAAUUCAACGGAACGUGCUUUAGCAAGUCUACUUGAACGCGAGGCAAACCAGGAGGAGAAAAAAGUGAGUCCGCUGUCAGAACCGACCAAAGCAGAAGAUGCCACUCAAGUGGAGAACCCUGUCAAAAGCUUACUAGCAGCAUAUGAGAGUUCUGAGGAUGAAGACGAUUGAUGCAGAUUUACAUGGAUAUUACUUGCUGCCUGCAUUGUGGGAGCUGUUAUGUGAUUAUCUCCUUGCAGUUUUUAGAUGUUUACGGCACGAUAGAAGGAAAGCCUGAGAACCACGUCAAUGACCUCACAGAUCUUGCAUCUGCUACCAGGAUUGCUCGAGAUCUCAUCUAUGGAUAUAGUGUGGCUUUAGCAUCACCUGUUUGAGAGAAAAAGCUCUGAUUUUGUUUCGAAAACAUCCUUUACUGAUUGAAAUUUCAGGACUUUCCUUUCCCAUACAUCUUGCACAUUAAUUGCCUGUUAAUUAUUUCAUUGAUGAGUCUGUUUUGCUGACAUGGAAAGUCAAUUGCUCCUCACUGAUCUUAGCUCAGACAACUAUCUUUAUUGAGUUUUCAAUGUCAGUUUCUGUUAUGCAA